AUGCAAGGUGACAUCGAUCAGUGUCCUACAGACAUCGUCCUCGCACCAUCGGGGUGUCCCUUGACCGAUCACGAGUGCGCUGGCGAUGUUGUUAUAUACGCGGAAAGCAGCGCGAAACUUCAAAAUGUUGUCAACCUUGUGUCGAAAAUGGCUGCAGCAUAUGGACUACACAUACGCCCUCGCAAAUGCAAGCAGAUGUGGGUCUCUUCGAGACCUUGGGAAUUAAGGUGGAAUGACAAUCGGUCGGAUUUCGAUGAGUUCUGUUACCUGUGCUGUAUGCUGAAAAGCAACGGCAGCUACGAGAAAAAUACUCAGCAAAGAUGGGCUGAGACCAUUGCUGUAUUUAACUCCUUGACGAAAUACCUGUGGUCGACCACCAUCACCAACGAAGUCAAGCUGCGAGUCUACCUAUCCGCAAUUCGGCCCAUCAUGAUGUAA
This is a messenger RNA of Necator americanus (New World hookworm), 438 nucleotides long. RefSeq lists its product as uncharacterized. Bases 1 to 438 code for a protein of 145 amino acids. The record is from RefSeq and is a predicted model, not a curated record. The transcript has a single exon. NCBI's taxonomy places the organism in Eukaryota, Metazoa, Nematoda, Chromadorea, Rhabditida, Ancylostomatidae.